Messenger RNA from Drosophila takahashii, 1226 nucleotides. RefSeq names its product Peritrophin A (gene Peritrophin-A). Gene Ontology annotation, cellular component: extracellular region. NCBI's taxonomy places the organism in Eukaryota, Metazoa, Arthropoda, Insecta, Diptera, Drosophilidae. The record is from RefSeq and is a predicted model, not a curated record. Gene Ontology annotation, molecular function: chitin binding.
AGCGCGGUAUAAAUCUUUUCAGUUGAGUUUGGAACGCGUAACCGUUAAAACGUACAGACCUCUUUGGAGCGGAAGUUUCAACAUUUCUUUGGUUUCUGGUAUCUGGGGGACUUUUUUGCUGCGCGUAUUUGAAUAUAUAUAUUUUUUUACGGAACUAAAAAUGCAGCGAUUCCAAGUUUGCAGUGUCCUUAUCCUCGCCUGGAUUGCCUGUGGACAUGCCCUGGCCGUGGGAUCUCCGGAGUGCCCCGAGAAGUACGGCGAACAGGCCUACGCCCACACGGAGAACUGCGACCAGUUCUUCCUCUGCACCAACGGCACCCUGACCCUGGAGACCUGCGAGAACGGACUGCUCUUCGACGGCAAGGGCGCGGUGCACAAUCACUGCAACUACAACUGGGCGGUGGACUGCAAGGGUCGCCACUGGGAUCCCACUCCCAUCUCCACGCCGGCCUGCGAGUACCAGUUCGGUCUGUACGCGGUCUCCAAGGACUGCUCCACCACCUACAUCAAGUGCGCCCACGGAGAGCCCCAUGAGCAGGACUGCGACGCCGGUUUGGCCUACGACGAAAGGAUCCACGGCUGCAACUGGCCCGAUCAGCUGCUGGACCACUGCAAUCCCGAGGCUGUCGUCGGCUUCAAGUGCCCCACCAAGGUGGAUCCGAACUCGGUGGCCGCCCGCUUCUGGCCCUUCCCCCGCUUCCCGGUGUCCGGCGACUGCCACCGGCUGAUCACCUGCGUGGAGGGGCAUCCCCGCCUGAUCAGCUGCGGCGAGGACAAGGUCUUCGACGAGCACACGCUGACCUGCGAGGAGCCGGAGUACGCCAGCGGAAGCUGUGCCAACUACGGCAAAUAGAGGGAUUGCCGAUCGUCCUGUACAUAUAUUUGCCCACGAACCGACUACAGUGCAAUCUCGAUAAUGUGAACGUUUAAAUUAAAGAAAAAAUCCCUUUUGUUUGCUGCAACUUCUGAACGAGUUAUUAUGUUGGUUCCCUUGGUUUUCACUAAUUCGAGUGUGCACUGUACUGUAAAGCCCCCACUAACUACUUUGACUUCCCCUUUUCUCUAUCCAGCUUGCACUGUAAAAAACUUCCUAGCCCAAUAGCUUGUUAACUCGUUGCUUUUUUAACGCCUCCACAUUGUUUGUCUCUUUUCCUGUAUUAUUAACUUGUUUGCUGUUUGGUCUCUUUUGUAUAUGAAUCGCAAUAAAGUUAAUUUUAUUUAUUGUA